GUUGCAAACUUUGUGCCGCUGUAGUUUUUCGCACCCACCCUCAUCACAUGAUAUUCUGCCUCCUCCGCACCGCUGCGACCUGCGCCACGGCUAGUAGACCUGAAGUGCUCUCCUCGGGGAGAUAAUACCUAAAUAUUGUUGUAUAAUAGUGGCAAAUAAUGUUGCGAUAGCCUGCAGCCAUGGUAUCGCGAACAGCGACAGAGGAGAGGCUUGCAGUGCUCUGUGUAUAGGUUUUUAGUGGCUUGGCCGCGAGCCAGACACGUGGAUUUAAGCAGGCAGCUAUGGCAGAUUCAGGGCCUUCCAGUUCAGCGCACAACGCGGGCGACGGCGACGAUGAGAUAGCCGAAGUGGACCCCGAGGGGAGCUACUGCCGCUAUAAGGAGCCGGUGGGCAAAGGGCGCUUCAAGACGGUAUUCAAGGCGUUCAACAGCCAAAUCGGCAUUGAUGUGGCGUGGAGCAAGGUCAGCGCGGAAUCCAACCACCUAAGCCAGGAGCAGCUGCACAGCGUCGCGAAAGACAUGAUGACUGGGCUGGAGCUGGACCACCCCAACAUCAUUAAGUGCUUUCGUUGCUGGGAAGACGAGGAGCAUGGCUGCAUCAACUUGAUUACGGAGCUCUUCACCUCCGGCAACCUGCGCCAGUAUCGCAACAUGCACAAGCAUCUGGACCUGAAGGCGGUCAAGCGCAUGGCCAAACAGAUCUUGCGAGGCCUUCAGUAUCUCCACGGCAUGACGCCGUCGGUCACGCACGGCGACCUGCGCUGCGAUAAGAUAUAUGUGAACGGCCACAGCGGCGAAAUCAAGAUCGGCGACCUGGGCCUCGCGACGCUGUUGCCAUAUCGCUGGGAGGACCACGAGGGGCACAAGGCGGCGUUCGACACGUCGGUUGACGUGUUCGCGUUCGGCCUGUGCAUGCUGGAGCUCAUCACUCUCAAGCAGCUCGACCCGCAGCACUGCUCCAAUUGGCCGGACCUGCUGGCGGACGUGGUGGACGAGGAGGCCCGCACCUUCAUAGCUAAAUGCCUCGGGCCGCCGGAGCAGCGGCCGACGGCGGAGCAGCUGCUGGCGGACCCCUUCUUCGCGGUGCGGAAGGAGAAGCAGUUGACGGACAACCCGGAGCACAGUGCCUCGGCGAAAAGCUUGCCGGGUCUGCCGAUGGAUGGUGAGCGCGGCGGGGGUGAGCGGCGGCCGACCGGAGACGUGGAGGCGGAGGUGGGGGCUGGCGAGGCGGCCAUCGCCGUGGGCCGCCUCAAGGGCGAGGACUACGAGUUCGUGUUCAGCGCUAAGACGGCGGAGGGCAAGCUGCACUUCCAGCUCACCAUGCUGGGCGUGACGAAGCCGGGCGAGGAGAACCAGCUGAAGCGCGACAUUGAGUUCGUGUUCGACCCGGAGACGGACACGGCAGACAGCCUGGCGGGCGAGCUAUCGCAGCAGUUCAACCUCAGCCCCACAGACACGGAGAUCUGCGCGGCGGCUCUGAAGGAGUACCUAGCCAAGGAGCUGGGGAGCGAACUCAAUGACUAGCAGGGGUGGGAUUACAGAACGUGGGUUGUCUGAUAAGGCGUGUGUGCCAGCGCCUGCGGCGCGCAUGCGCGCGGCGGCCCACAAUCUAGCGUAGCAAGCAGUCAGCGCGGAGGGGCGAUUGCAGAGCCGGUUACGGGGUAGAUUGAGAUUGGAGUCAGCGGAGCCGCUUUGGCAGCCGCAGCAGCGUCAGCAGCCGUGCAUGCCCUGCAUGGUUUCGGCGAAGGCGGCGUGGGGCCUCCCAACACUGGCUAUGGCAGCACUAGCUUCCGCGCUUUGCUGGCGCUCUCGCCGCACAGGCAUGAAGCUCUGCCGCUGGCGAGCGUGCGGCGGGCACCGCGUCUGGUGACGGAGUGAGCAGUGGAUGGCGCGAAGCCGCGGCGGAAGGGGUGGCAGCGGCAUGGCGGUGGCAGUCGCGUCCACGCUUAAGCCCUGCGGCUGCAGCUGGGUGGCGUUGCUGCGCACCGCCUUAAGGGUGCCGUGUGCGUUCAGCAGUGCCGGCGCGCUUAAUGGUACGCUGCCGUGCUCGUAGUAUUGGCGCAGCGUUGGCAGCAGCCAUAGGGCACUUCUGCAGCGAGGCUUAUCCAACGGAUAUCAGCUUAGGUAGGGUUACCUCUGAAGACUAGCGAUUAUUCACGAGCAUAGACUCUCACUAAAUUGCGGCUGGCGAGGUGGGCAUUGAGUGGGCAAUCUGUCAACGAUGGCAGGAUGUCAUAUAUUCAGGGUAUGGAGGGAGCGAGGUCAGGGCAAACUUGACUCAAUGGCGGGGGGAAUGAGUGCAGAUGCAUAGGUGAUUUGGCGGUGCUGGUGCGCUGCCGCCGGCGAACGCGGGCUGGGCCCACGCCGUGCGAAUCUGGCACUUAGCGUGCUGUGUGCCUCAGUGGUGCAGCGGGCGGCGGCAGUCGGUGUGUACUGCUGGGCGUGUUGGGGCUUCUGACGCUGGUGACCAGAGACGUGCGACAUGCAAGAGAACCGUGAUUUGUGUUGUCUGUGCCCAUCGCUUCGCACGGGGUUCAGGGAGUCCACUAGGUGGGAUGCGUCAAGGCGGAGGUGCGGCAAGGAGGACAGGCAGCACUUUGGCAAGGCGCAUAGCUGGCGGUGUAGCACGGUCGCAGCACGAAUGGGGUGGGGGCAGGAAACCUGGCAUCGCAGCGGGCGGGCAGUAGUGCAAUUGUUCGAUGGGGCAUGUGACUCAUGAAACAGGGC
Chlamydomonas reinhardtii is the source of this 2726-nucleotide messenger RNA. RefSeq lists its product as uncharacterized. The record is from RefSeq and is a predicted model, not a curated record. Gene Ontology annotation, biological process: protein phosphorylation; intracellular signal transduction. Gene Ontology annotation, cellular component: cytoplasm. The coding region runs from base 282 to 1523 and encodes 413 amino acids. Gene Ontology annotation, molecular function: protein serine/threonine kinase activity; ATP binding. NCBI's taxonomy places the organism in Eukaryota, Viridiplantae, Chlorophyta, Chlorophyceae, Chlamydomonadales, Chlamydomonadaceae. The transcript is spliced from 2 exons.